UACAAAGUGCGCAGCCAUUUUGUUAGCUAGCUUGAGGUUAUAGAGGUUAGCCGCGCGCGUACUGCUGCAAUAUAUGUGUUCUUUACGAUUUUGUGCGUAAAUCAGAACGAACACGAUCAUUUGUCGAUAUUGGUGUAAGCGUGCAGUGUUUAGCUACAGACCCGCAGACUGAAUCAGGACUCGUGUGUUUGUUAACGGUGAACAGUGCGUGAAAUUGAAUGGUCAUUCAUUUUUCAAGCCGUCUUGGGUUCGCUAGCUUGUUAGCUAGCUAGCUGACUAACGUGUUUACGCGUGCUACAAACGGAGAAGAAAGCUAGUGAGUGUUGAAGGGUUAUUGAGUGAGUGUUUGGGUUCCACAUAGUUUGUGUGCUCCUUUGACUACCGCUAUAGCUCGGUUGCGUCGCCCAGUUGACUGACGUGACGUGAAACUUCAUCGACGAUCGACGCUACAAACUCGCGUGCAUCGUUACGUUGUUUCAACUUUUAACUCCCAUCGGCUGCUUCCACUUGGACCGGCGCGCGACCAUUUAGAGACCAUGUCGGAGUUGUACAUUCGUGUGGCCGAGGAUGAAAGCGAAGAGCCCAUGGAGAUCCCUUCGGAGGAUGAUGGUACUAUAUUGCUUUCAUCGGUAGCGGCACAGUUUCCAGGGGCGUGCGGGCUGCGCUACAGGAACCCGGAGUCCCAGUGCAUGAGGGGGGUCCGGCUGGUGGAGGGUGUCCUUCAUGCCCCCGAGAACGACUGGGGAAACUUGGUCUAUGUCGUCAAUUACCCUAAAGAUAAUAAAAGAAAGAUGGAAGAGAUAGAUGCGGCCUCGGCUGUGAAAGUGAAAAGAGGCUUUCAGAAGACGUCGGAUCUCAUCGUCCUGGGGCUGCCGUGGAAAACGUCGGAACAAGACCUGAAAGAUUAUUUCACCACCUUUGGGGAGGUCAUCAUGGUGCAGGUCAAGAGAGAUUUAAAAACUGGCAACUCCAAAGGGUUUGGGUUUGUCAGAUUCACUGAGUACGAGACACAAACCAAAGUGAUUGCUCAGAGACACAUGAUUGAUGGACGAUGGUGUGACUGCAAACUUCCCAACUCAAAGGCGUCCCCCGAUGAGCCCAUGCGGAGCCGUAAAAUCUUUGUUGGCCGCUGUACAGAGGACAUGACAACUGACGAGCUGAGGCAGUACUUCAUGCAGUACGGCGAAGUCACUGAUGUCUUCAUCCCCAAACCUUUCCGGGCUUUUGCAUUUGUCACGUUUGCCGACGACCAGGUGGCCCAAGCCUUAUGUGGAGAGGACCUGAUCAUCAAGGGCAUCAGCGUGCACAUCUCCAAUGCUGAGCCCAAACACAAUAAUAGUAGGCAAAUGAUGGAUCGAGGGAGGUUUGGGGCUGGGGGGUUCAGUCAGGGCUAUGGCAGUAAUCGCGGUGGGCUAGGCAGUGGUAGUGGUGGGGUAAACUUUGGGGCACUCGGCCUAAACCCAGCGAUGGUCGCUGCUGCCCAGGCAGCGCUGCAGAGCAGCUGGGGAAUGAUGGGCAUGCUGGCUAACCAGCAGGGUCUGACCACCACGGCAGGCACCGCCCCUACCACCCGAGACCAGACGUAUAGCUCUUCCAGCACCAGUUACAGCAGCCCCAGCUCAGCUAGCCUCGGUUGGGCUGCAGGCACUAACACGGCCUCCACUAGUGGCUUCAGCUCUGGCUUUGGCACCUCUAUGGAUUCCAAGUCUUCUAGUUGGGGGGUGUAGGGAGCUUAGAUUGUGCUUCUGUUGCUGUUAGGCUAAUCUGGUAAGUAUACAUACAGUCGGGAACUGCUUAUAUCUUGUGUUCCUAUUAUUAAACAUAUACUGCCUUUUUAUUUUGUUAAAAAGAGAAAAUUUAUACUUGCGUGUGACUGAUUAUGUCAUGCAUUGAAUGGGUGCAAAGUUUAGUUUAUUAGUGGAAAUUCCUACAUUUUGUUUUGUUUUUAAAUGUUAAAACCGAGGACUGCAUGCAAGAUAAAUAUUUAAACAUGCACGAGUAUCUUGAGAGCCCCUCGUCCCCAUGUAAAAUGAGGUUGAUAAUACUUUAUAUCUGUAUGAAGUUCAUUGAAUCGUUUUGUUUUGAAGUCAUUUGGAAACGCCUUCAUGAAAAUCUCUUCUGCAGUUCAUCAACUCUUUCCCAAUUUCCCGGGAGGAAGCGCCUCAUUGGCUGCAAUGUUCGACCGGUCUCAGUAUCAAUACCCCUCUUCCCAUGUGUAAAUGCUUUGCCAUCAAAGAACACAGCUUCACUCUGCAUAUACUGUGUUAGACGGUGGGUGUUGUCUUUUUUUCCUCCCCUUUUUAAGGAUAUAGAUAUCUUGUCUACUCUUGUUGCUUUUCAAGAUCAAUGAAUGGGAUUGAUGUUGGACCGAGUGAGUGCGCGAACGGGAGAGCAAAUUGAGAGGAGUGUGGAAAGGACUGUUUGUGCAAAACAAUUUUUAAAGAAACAAAUGCCUGCGAGAGUUGAAGAACCUGUGGCUUUGUGCGAGUGUGAGCGGAAGAAGCAAGUACGAGUGUGUCCCAAAUGGCCAUCACAAGGACAUUUAUUGCAUCUCGAGAUCCCUCUGGUCUCUGCUUAUUGUCAUCUAUCAUCUUUAAUUCUUAAAAAAAACAGUGAAAUGUCAAGUGCGUAUAUGAGUAUGUACCCCCUUUCGUAGCUUUCUCUUGCUGUCUGAUUUAAUGUGGAUGCUGUGUCUGGUUGUUUGCUUUAUUUUCUCCUUGUUACCACCCUCUCUGUGUGAAAAUGACUUUGUGCUCGUGGAGUCUGUGUGGAAAAAUUACAGAAAGUGUGUUUAAGUUUGAGGUUUGUGUGGUGAGUGUUCCCAUUUGAAAGUUUGUGUUUGAAGUGGUUACGAAUGCUUUUCUAUGUUUUGUGAAUCAAAGGGAAGUCUGAAAUAAAAACUGAAUUUGACUAGGUAUGAUACACUCUUGACAGUGGCUUAUUUUUGACUUCACAUUAAUUCAAAUGCCAACACUUUAAUUCACAUGUAUAGGGACCGCGGACAUGGACAGCCCAGGUUUUCGUCAGAAUCCAGGUUGGAGCUUUUAUGAAGAGGCUGAAGACAUUGGUGGGUGGGCCGGCACAAACCAAAACCAACAAUGGGAUUGCUGCACGACUGCCUUAAUCCUGAAAAGGAGCUUCAUCACUAGCAAGAAACCUCGGACCUUCCCGCAAUCAAAUUUAGAGCGGACCACACUCCAAUUGGGCUGAGGUAUUUGUUCAUACCUGCAAACGACACAAAUAGGACCAAGUCACACUACCAGUUUGGCGUUAGUCGUUAUUUCUGUUUUUUUCCAAACUUGUAAAACACAAAGUCUGCCUUUUUACAAUCUGAAACGUGCAUUUUUGUCAGUGAAUGCUUUUAUUCUUUGUCCUCGUAGUUGUCACUGUAAACUUAUGGAAGUAUUAACUAGUAGGUUUCAUUUCAAUGUGAUCAAAAAGCAGUUCAACAAAGCAAGAUGUUUCUGUUAUUUUGUUUAUCCUGAUUGUAAAAUUCGAUGAAAUGUAACCGUAAGAGAUUUGAAAAAGGGAUUCAAACGACUGAUUGAACAUGCCAGCAGGACUUUUCACUUUCUGUAUUGAGAUAUUUUAGUAUUGCGGUGUAAAAUAAACAGGUUUUUGAGUUUUUAA
Molecule: messenger RNA, 3630 nt
Organism: Pungitius pungitius (ninespine stickleback)
Lineage: Eukaryota; Metazoa; Chordata; Actinopteri; Perciformes; Gasterosteidae
Gene: tardbpa
Product: TAR DNA binding protein a
Exons: 5
Coding region: 537-1727 (396 amino acids)
Biological process (GO): regulation of gene expression
Cellular component (GO): nucleoplasm; chromatin
Molecular function (GO): RNA binding
Source: RefSeq, a predicted model, not a curated record